AUGGCUUGGGGCAUGCCAAAUCUGUAUACGAUCGAUUGCCAGAAUGAAUCUGGUUGCUGUUCACGUCCAACACGAGACCCCAGAAGCAGAAGCUCAAAUCUCACAACUCUAGGCCUCAUUGUAGUUGAUGCUACCAAGGUCAAAUCAACUUCUACUUUAACCCAAAUCAACAAGCUUAUAAACUCCACUCCACAGCUGAGAGGUCCAUUGAAAAAUUGUGUUGAUUUGUACAAUGGUAUUUUGGGUGUCAUCCCAACUGCUGUUGAGGCCUUGACUAAAGGUGAUCCAAAGUUUGCCGAAUCAAGUAUGGUUGAUGCUGCAAAUGAGGCUGAAUCCUGUGAAAAGAGUUUCGGCCAAUCUAAAUCACCUCUGAGUGAUAUGAACAAAGUGGUUCAUGACCUUUCUGUGGUGGCCACAGCAAUAAUAAGAAUGUUGUUGUAA
Molecule: messenger RNA, 441 nt
Organism: Camellia sinensis
Lineage: Eukaryota; Viridiplantae; Streptophyta; Magnoliopsida; Ericales; Theaceae
Source: RefSeq, a predicted model, not a curated record